Pollicipes pollicipes is the source of this 1646-nucleotide messenger RNA. RefSeq names its product LITAF domain-containing protein. The transcript is spliced from 4 exons. The record is from RefSeq and is a predicted model, not a curated record. Lineage: Eukaryota; Metazoa; Arthropoda; Thecostraca; Pollicipedomorpha; Pollicipedidae. The coding region runs from base 126 to 518 and encodes 130 amino acids. Gene Ontology annotation, molecular function: zinc ion binding.
CUGCAGAGAAGUGCUGGUGGGCGACAGACGAGCAGCGGACCGGAUCGCGGGUGUUUUGCUCGGGCGGAAGGCCACCAACAGCGCGCCGCUUCAGGAGACCAGCCCGCCGCAGGGGAGCCGCCGCCAUGUCGAAGCCGACCGCACCGCCGCCUGGCUUCGUGCCGCCGACGGACGCGCCGCCCAACUACGACCAGGCGAUGGGCGGCGGCGUGGCGCCUCAGUCGCCGUACCACCCGCAGCCACCCGUGGCGCCACACCAGGUGCACGUGCCGGUGGUGACGACCGUGGUGCCGCCCGGCCCCAACCCGACGCACAUGAUCUGCCCGCACUGCCACGCCGAGAUCGAGUCUUCUGUGAAGACGUCGCCGUCCACCAUGGCCUGGAUCUCGGGCGGGCUGAUCGCCCUGUUCGGGUGCUGGAUGGGCUGCUGCCUGAUCCCCUGCUGCAUUGACGACUGCAUGGACAAGGAGCACAGCUGCCCCAACUGCAAGGCCUUCUUGGGAAAGUACCGCCGAUAAUUGUGCCGCCGCCAGCGCCGCCUAGCGGCGGCCGCACGAACUCGGAGCCGCCCACGCCACCGAGAGAGCGAGCGAGCGAGCGAGCGAUGGGUGGGGCAGUCUCUUCCCUAUGGAGAUCGUACGUUGGCGAAUAUUGAUGUGCUACUGUACGUCUUGGUGUGGCUUUCUGGGCCGGCUGCUAAGAAUUUGAUCACGGUACAUAAUUCGUCCUCUUUUACGAGCCACCGCCUUUGGGAGAUGUAAAUUUGGCCCUGGAGGGGUGAAGGGGGACGCCAUUUCCGCUGUGCGAUCGGAAUGGGUAUUGACCGAGCGCGCCUUACUCUUGUUACAUUCUGUGGUAGAUGACCGCUGCAGUAGUCCGUUGGCGUAUCACCGUGCCAGAGCAGCCACGUCCCAGUUUCGGCUCGGCGUAGUUUAUUCUCGUAGCCAUGCAUCAUGCUGCACACGUACAGGGCGGCGUGACCUCGCGACGCAAAUUGGCGCCAACUAAGCGCGCCUUUCCGCGCCAGUUUGGUUUUCUGCUUUGGCGAGGGCGCUGUCUACCGUGUGGUGUCGGUGCGAUAUCCGUUGAUGUCCGCUUGAACACGCCGUUCGCCUCAUGUCGGGUCUUCGGUUAGCUCGCAGGCCGGCGUACCAUAGCGUGCCGGACGAAUGGAUGCCCUCAGACGUAGCAGUCCGCCGGUGGGGUGCUUAACCUCUUGGCCAGGGCGAAGGAACGCGUGCGGGCUGGUAACCUUUUGUAUUGCCGUCGCUCCUUCUUAUGUCCCUUCACCCCCGACGCACACAUCUGAUGACGCAGUAUGCGUGGAGCCAUGUCUUCUGUUCGACGGGUAGGCAAGAUGAUUGUCCAUCCGCGCACUUUAUGGCAGGUGCCUGUUGGCACCAAGUGCUGAUGGCGCGUCCCGGUAUUCUUGUAACAGUGCAUUUAUAUUGGCGUGCGGUACACUGCCGCCGUGUCCCAACACCCGAACCGACCACCGCUCUCUUUUUAACGUGCAUGUAAGCGAGGGUGGGUCUGAUUUAGCAGGGCUUGGUAACAUUUUCACGUUGCUGACUUUGUAAUGAAUCCUGGACGAGUCCGCCGACCGGGCAACGCUUGCCAGCUAAAUAAACUGAGCGAGGCCUUCG